AUGCAUUUACAAGUUUUGGAUCGUAAUGAAAACAGUUUUUCUCUGGAUAAAACGUUAAUAUUUAUAAAAUAUAUUUUAAUUAAUAAUUAUAAACUUGAUUUUUUUUUAAACGAUACCUAUAAGUUAGACUAUAAGUUUGUACCAAAGGAAUUACAUGGAGUUAUUAAUUUCAAACAAAUAAUCAUUGAUGAUGAUCAUGCGAUAAUCAAUAAUUCAAUUUUUACAUUAAAAAAAAAUAUGGUUGUAUUAUUAAAAUUGAAGAUUGAUGUUAGUAAAAAAAUUGUUCAGCUCUUUCCAGUAGAGAUUAAAUACAAUCAUAACAAAAAAAAUGAACAUACUUUAAUUGGGGAGUUAAUGAUGGAAAAUAAAAUUAAAAUUACUGAUCCUCUUUCGAUUAUUGGAGAAAAUUCGGAAUAUUUUAAUACAAAUGAAACCUUUGAAAAUGUAAGCACACCUACUUUAUACCCUUUAAUGAAUUUCAUAAUUUUUAUUUGGGGAUUCGACAAUCAAUUUUGGGGGGAAAACAAAAUAUGUGACUUAGGAAUAUCAAAAUGGUAUAAAAAGCUUAUUAGUUUCAAAUCAAAAGUUACAAUACAUGGAAUAUUAUUAAACAUUCCGGAUUCAUUUAUACUCGAAUAUUUUGAAUCAGACAGUUUCGACAUGAAUCAAGAAUCCUUUUCAGAGAGUACAAAGAAAUUUUUGGAAGAUAUUAAUAAAUCAAUAAACAAAAAUUCAGAAUUCUUUAGUGCGGGGUUCGCUCCAAAAUUUACAUGGUCGACUCCUACAGACGCAAUCUGGAUCAAUCCAAAUCGCAAUAUUUGUUGUAAGACAUUGGAGGAUUUACUCAUUCUUUUAAAAGCAUCUACUAAAGUUUCCGAGGAUAUAGAUAGAGCAAAGGAAAGAAAGAUAAGUAAUGUGUUACUUCUUAGAGAAUAUAUCCCAUCAUUAAACGAGAUGUUCGAAUUUAGAGUAUUCAUAGGAGGGGUAGGCCCAUAUUCCGAAUAUAAAAUUUUAGGUAUCAGCCAAAGGCAUACAUCUUGCUAUUACAAAGAUUUACAUGAAAAUUCUCAAUUGAGGGCCAAAAUUAAAUCUUCUAUCAUGGACUUUUUUCUUUAUUCAAAAAAAGAGUUGAUGCUUGAAAUAUUUGAUAUUUUUAAAACAGCUUGUAUUGCACUUGAUAUAUAUAUUUCAAACCAUAAAGAUAAAUCGUCUAUUCUAAUAAUUGAUAUACAACCUUUAUUAUAUUCUUCAACCCUAUUAUUCAAUAUAUUUGAAUUAAAGCUCCAUUUACUAAAAGAAGGGACAGAACUGGAUUCAGAUUUGUUGAGAAUAGUGGAUAACAACUCGCCUAACAACAUGAUUGAUAACAGUUGUAUAAAAGGAUUUGUUCCGGAAGAACUACUAUCAGUUUCUAACUCUGACUUUUAUAUUAAUGAAGUGGUUGAUAAACUCGAAUGGAUGGAUUAUAAGUAG
Messenger RNA from Cryptosporidium ubiquitum, 1473 nucleotides. RefSeq names its product hydrolase. The transcript has a single exon. Gene Ontology annotation, cellular component: cytoplasm. The coding region runs from base 1 to 1473 and encodes 490 amino acids. NCBI's taxonomy places the organism in Eukaryota, Apicomplexa, Conoidasida, Eucoccidiorida, Cryptosporidiidae. The record is from RefSeq and is a predicted model, not a curated record.